UACGAAUUUUAAGAAUAUGGCAACCAAACAACUCCCCACCAUUUUCUUACUCUUUCUCGCAGCAGCUGUUGUUUGCAUUGUGAAUGGCCAGUCUGCUACUAACGUGCGCGCAACAUAUCAUAUCUAUAAUCCCGCUAAAAUUGGAUGGAACUUGAACAAAGCUAGCGCUUAUUGUUCCACUUGGGAUGCGAAUAAGCCCCUUGCAUGCCGUAAAAAGUAUGGCUGGACCGCCUUUUGUGGGCCGGCUGGACCUCGUGGUCAAGCAUCUUGUGGCAAGUGCUUGAGGGUGUACAAUAGAAGUACAGGCGCUAAAAUAAUUGUCCGUAUUGUUGAUCAGUGCAGCAACGGAGGGUUGGAUUUGGACUACAACACUGUUUUUAAGAAGAUUGAUACCAAUGGAAAAGGUUAUAGAGAUGGUCACAUGUUUGUCAAUUACAGGUUUGUCAAGUGUUAAAUGUAGAGAUUGGUUGAUCAACUUGCAAAUAAUCCAUCGAAUCCGUAUAUGAACGUAUCGUUAUAUUUUAUUUUAUUUUGAAGCAUAGUAUCGUUAUAUAUGUACGAGACAUCUCAGACUACUUCAUGAUGUUUAUAAGAAAUAAAUAAAUUAUGUUAUAAAA
Messenger RNA from Papaver somniferum (opium poppy), 617 nucleotides. RefSeq names its product barwin-like. The record is from RefSeq and is a predicted model, not a curated record. The transcript is spliced from 2 exons. Gene Ontology annotation, molecular function: RNA nuclease activity. Gene Ontology annotation, biological process: defense response to bacterium; defense response to fungus. Bases 17 to 454 code for a protein of 145 amino acids. Lineage: Eukaryota; Viridiplantae; Streptophyta; Magnoliopsida; Ranunculales; Papaveraceae.